Molecule: messenger RNA, 1048 nt
Organism: Pimephales promelas (fathead minnow)
Lineage: Eukaryota; Metazoa; Chordata; Actinopteri; Cypriniformes; Leuciscidae
Source: RefSeq, a predicted model, not a curated record
UUUCCGGUCAAAACUGAGGCGUUUUCACGACUAACGCCAUGAGAAACACCGAGAUCACAGAUUCUCAUCACACCAGAUGAGCAACAAGCGUAUUAUUUUGCUGUCCACCGACGGAUGAGAGCAGUAUUAUUGCUGUUUGAGUCUCAGAGAGUCGUGUGAGGAACUACUGAGAGUUUCAGACUGAUUUUCUGACCUGAACUGAUGAAGAAAUGAAGUUUCCACUGAUAGUUUGUGUGUUUCUGCUGACGGUGAGCAGUUCACAGUCUGUGGACAUUACAGUGAGAGGAACGGAGAGAGAUCGAGUGAGCAUUACCUGCCCUUAUCCAGAAGGAUAUGAAAACUCCUACAAAUCCUUCUUCAGAGGACUUUACGGAGAGCAUGUCCUCAUACUAAAAUCUGAUGGAAAGUCCUCAGUGUCCAGUGACAGAUUCUCACUGAAUAAUAAUCCUCAGACCAGAUCAUUCACAGUGAGCAUCAGUGACCUGAAGAUGGACGAUGCUGGACCGUAUAUCUGUUGGAGUGGAUGGACACACCGCCUAGACGUCCAGCUAGAAGUGCUCAGAGAGAUAAAAACACCUGUCAAGAUCUCAACAACCAGCAUGAGUCCAUAUACAAACACUGAACACACCAGCACAGUCACUGGUGUUUCUCCGUCAGCGACUCAUCAAACAGAAACUGAAACAAGAACAACAACAGAAAAUACAGUUCAACUCCAGCAGACAAACAUCAGUUCAUUUGUGAUUAUCGUCACUGCGGAGGCUUUAGUUUUACUCCUGAUAGCAGUUCCACUGAUUAUAGUGGCUGUGAGAAAGAAAAAGAAGAAUAAAGGUCUGCUGUCGUCCAGCACUGUUGUGUUUAUUCCAGUGAUUUAUGAUCAGAUCAAAGACACUGGACUCUUCUGUAAUCCAGAGGACAGAGACACACAAACAACUGUAUUUUACAGCGGCGUUUCAUAAACUAUAACGUCCUCCUUCAUAAACACAGAUGAGUUCAUUCAGGGGCGUAGAAUUUAGUAGGAACUCUGGCGACGUGUCCCUAUCAAUAUCCA